Molecule: messenger RNA, 3039 nt
Organism: Saccostrea echinata
Lineage: Eukaryota; Metazoa; Mollusca; Bivalvia; Ostreida; Ostreidae
Exons: 2
Coding region: 1-3039 (1012 amino acids)
Biological process (GO): DNA integration
Molecular function (GO): nucleic acid binding
Source: RefSeq, a predicted model, not a curated record
AUGCUAGACAGCAGCUUCAGACGCAAUCCUACAAAGCUCCUUCACGCUCAAGAUUUCAUGCAGAAAAUCUUUGACCAGGGACACGCUGAGAUAGCACCUAAGAUUGCAGUAGAUUCUGAAUGCUGGUACUUACCAUUGUUCGGGGUCUAUCACCCCAGAAAACCUGAGUCUAUACGUAUGGUCUUCGACUCCUCUGCCGAAUACGAAGGACUAUCUUUGAAUGAAGUAUUGAUCAAAGGGCCAGAUUUGACCAACAACCUCUUGGGCGUUCUACUUCGCUUUCGGCGGGACAAGAUUGCUAUCACUGGAGACAUAGAGCAAAUGUUCUACAAUUUCAAGGUUACAGAGAAAGACCGUGACUUCUUGAGAUUUCUUUGGCAUCCCCGAGGUGACCUAAAUGCACCAUUGCAAGAAUACAGAAUGACUGUGCACGUUUUUGGGAACACGCCGUCUCCUGCAAUCGCCACAUAUGGGUUACGCAAAGCAGUACAGUAUGCAGAUAAGGAUGUGCAAGAGUUUGUUAACAAGAACUUUUAUGUGGACGAUGGGUUAACUAGUUGCACAAGUGAGACAGAAGCAGUCAGCCUAAUGAGAAGAACACAGAAGGCACUAAUGGAAGAAGGACAUCUUCGAUUGCACAAAUUUGCGUCCAACUCAAAGUCUGUUCUCCAGCAGUUUGACAGUGAAGACCUAGCCAAAGAUCUCAAACACCUUGAUUCUGGAUGUGACACGCUUCCAGUUCAGCGAAGCUUAGGAGUCUCCUGGGAUAUAGAAACAGACUCUAUAAUUUUUCAAGUCUCGGGAAACCUGAAACCCUUUACUCGCAGAGGGGUUCUAUCGACAAUCAACAGUCUUUUUGACCCUAUAGGUUUCACAGCUCCCGUCACCUUGCAAGGGAAACUGUUACUGAGGGAGAUUAUGUCAACAGUGAAACAGGUGGGCUGGGAUAAGCCACUUCAACACAAUUUCCUUAUCCGAUGGGAAAAUUGGGUUAACUCACUACAGCAUUUAGGGGAUGUUAAGAUUCCACGCAUGUAUGGCAGAUCCUCCCUGACCUCAGCAGAUAACUUCAGUGUCCAUAUUUCCUGUGACGCCUCCAAAGAAGCCAUCGCAGCAGUAGCUUACCUCAAAUUGGUCUCAGGGAAUACGACCGAUGUUGGUUUUUUGGUUGGAAAAGCGAAAGUGGCGCCGACGUACGGACAUACUAUUCCCCGGUUGGAGUUAUGUGCUGGAGUUCUUGCUGCUGAGCUGGCAGAAACUGUAGCAGAAGAAUUGGUCAUAGAUAAAAGUGCAAUUCGCUGUUAUUCUGACAGUAAAGUAGUUCUAGGGUAUAUCUCAGCCGAGACGAGAAGAUUCCAUGUUUAUGUCUGCAAUCGUGUCAGUCGUAUUAGGUCAUUCUGCAGUCCGAAACAAUGGGCCUAUAUCGCCACUGAAUCCAAUCCAGCUGACAUUGCUACAAGAAGUUUCAAAACUGAAGAGCUCCCUCAGAGUGAAUGGCUCAGAGGACCUGAAUUUCUGUUUGACAAAUUUGUUAGUGUGGAAGAGAGCUUCCCCCUACUUAAUGCUGAGGAUGACAUUGAAAUUAAGAAAGAAGUUGUGAGCAUGAAAACUAAAACAGAGACUAUUACAAAUUCUACGCAAAAGAUUUCAACCUGGAGUGAAAGAUGCGCUAGAUUCUCAUCUUGGCAGAUCCAACAUGAAGUGUAUGCAGAAGAAGUACAAGCAAUUACAAAGGGGAGUAAACCACCUAGCCACAGCACUCUUCUACCACUGAACCCAGUUUUGGAUCCUGACGGAAUCCUUAGAGUUGGGGGUCGAUUGAAACACAGUCCAACUGGCAGGUUCACAACUAAGGACCAGUGCCCCAUCAUAAUUCCGAAGGGUCAUCACAUUGCGGUGCUUCUUAUACGUCACUUUCACACGAGCAUACACCACCAAGGACGUCAUCUCACUGAGUCGGCUAUCCGUGCAGCUGGCUUUUGGAUUAUUGGUGGGAAACGUCAAAUCAUUUCUAUCAUCAGGAGUUGUGUCAUCUGCAAGAAACUUCGAGGCAGCUUCGGCUGGACAAAAAUGGCAGAUCUUCCUAGAGAACGACUAGAGACUGGCCCCCCAUUCACCUUUGUGGGGAUUGAUGUAUUUGGACCGUGGCCUAUUGUAUUCAGAAAAACAAGAGGCAUGCAGAGAAACCCAAACCGCUGGGCCAUAUUGUUCACGUGCAUGGUGUCUCGAGCUGUCCAUGUGGAGCUUAUUGAAGAAUUGAGCAGUGCGUCCUUCAUCAAUGCCCUGCGCAGGUUCACAGCUAUUUGGGGACCAGUACAGCAAUUCAGGUCAGACAGGGGAACCAAUUUUGUGGGAGGAACCAAGGAACUGAACUUAGACGUUCACUUUAUUGAGAAGGGUCCAGUAGCUAACUAUUUGCAAAGCAAUAAGAUUUCCUGGAUCCUCAACCCUCCCCACGCAUCACAUUUUGAUGGUGUGUGGGAAAGAAUGAUUGGUUGCUGUAGGAGAAUUUUGGACGCCUUAUUAUUGGAGAACAAACAUGAUUUGACACACGAAGUACUCUCAACUUUCAUGCUUGAAGUAUGUGCCAUUCUAAAUGCUCGACCACUUGUACCCGUUUCGUCUGAUCCGGAACAACCUGAAGUACUAGCACCUUGUCAGCUGCUUACACAAAAGAAUCCUCUACAUGACUUUGCACUGCCAAACUGUAACUUGAAGGAUGCUAUCAAGAGCCAGUGGAAGAGGGUGCAGUACAUGGCGGACAUCUUCUGGACACGAUGGCAUUCGGAAUAUUUACACCUACUCCAAACGCGACCAAAGUGGGAAUCGACCGGAAUCCAUUUCAACAAGGGUGACAUAGUUCUUCUUAAAGACAAUGAAGCACACAGAAAUCAUUGGCCAAUAACAGUGGUUGAAGAUGCGUACGAGAGCGAGGACGGUUUGGUCCGUAAAGUCAAAGUCAGAGUUGCUCAAGGAGACAAGCGUACAACCUAUGUCCGUCCAAUCACUCAACUCGUAAAGUUGUUGGAGGUUGAAUGA